AUGUUUGGAUCCUAUCUUGGUCAAGUUGAGAACUUUUCAGCAUCCGUUCUAUCUAUCUAUCUCUCCAUCUAUCUAGCUAUCUAUGUCAUUCUCUUCAUAUUUAUCUAUCUAUCCCAUUCUCUUCAUAUCUAUCUAUCUAUCUAUCUAUCUAUCUAUAUGUCAUUCUCUUCAUAUCUAUCACUUUCUGUUCAUAUCUAUCUAUCUAUCUAUCUAUCUAUCUAUCCCAGUUUGUUCAUCUACCUAUCUAUUUAUCAAUUUGUUCAUCUAUCUAUCUAUCUAUCUAUCUAUCUAUCUAUCUAUCUAUCUAUCUCAUUUUGUCCAUAUCUAUCUAUCUAUCUAUCUAUCUCCAUUGCUCUUUUCUCAGUAUGCAAAACCUGUCCCCUGAUAGACUUUGUUUUUUUUCCUGUGAGGUUUGAUCAAAGAGAUGUGGUUUUCUCCAUUGCCUCUCUCAAAUUCCGUCUCAACUCAUCAGCCUGGGAUUUAAGGAUCUACAAAGCUGCCACUUCAGUUGGCGCUAUAACAUCUAAGAAUUGGGCUCAAUGGUUCCAACGAAUUUGUGACCUUUGUACAGUCGUGAUGGUCGAAAUUGUUUUAUCUCAUGUCAUGACCCUCACAAAUUCUAUGUAA
Acanthosepion pharaonis is the source of this 627-nucleotide messenger RNA. The record is from the annotation of a GenBank genome assembly. Lineage: Eukaryota; Metazoa; Mollusca; Cephalopoda; Sepiida; Sepiidae.